CUUAAAUCAAGUGAGUUAUUUAUUUUGCAUAAUGUAUAUUUUUAGUAAUAUUUUCAAAAACUGUUGUCAUUUAAUUUUAAACUACACUUGCACACAUACUGUUGGAAAAAUAUCCCUUGUUCCGUAUUUCGUGGUCGAUCGGUAUGGAACGAGUACAUAGCAGUGGCGAAUAGAGUGCACCUGAAGGGUAAGGUGAGGCACAGGCUCGUAGCGGAGGAGCUUACGAGAUGAUUAAAGAGGCGGAUGCCGACAACGACGGCCGGAUAAAAUCCGAAAAUGCGAAAUAGUGGAAGACUUUAUUAAACUAGUUUUCGUUGAUGUGAUAUGCUAUCAAUUCAUGUUGAGUCAUUAAUGGUUGAUUGGGUUGACUAUUAGUAUUGACUGUCAGCUCUAAGAUUAGACCAUAUUUGUCAGGUAUUCAUGAAGAUCAACUAGUUUUGUCUUUGUAGAAAGUUUGGACUAAAAUUGUUAAUUUACAUAGAGUGUAGGAGAUAUCGAGCUAUUUAUCUAAAUUAUUAUUAUGCUUAUAGUUCUUAAAAAAUAUUUAUUUCAGGUUUAAAUUUUUUUUCUUUCUUUUUGGUACAUUAAGUGUAAGCAAACAUGCACUAUAGAUGAUGAGUCGAUGUAGUUCUCCAUGUUUGGGAUACAUGUAACUAAAUGAGAAAUUUUACAAUGCUAUAUAGUAUUGGUGCUAUAGGGUUUUGCCUUUAUGGUACUGAUGGACGAUCGUUUCGUCCAUCGCGUAAUUGUACGAACUAAAACUAAAAUAAACUGAAAUACUGAUUUAUUCUUCUUUGACUGCUUAAAACAUAGAAACAAAGUACAUAUUUAUAGUUGAACCGGAAAACCUAAUCACUUACCAAUCCUACAAGGAUACGGUAACUUAAUCCUAAAGAAACUACCUUAAAUAAUUUAAUAAUUAAUACGAUUUCUAAACAAUAACUAAAACCGACUCAUAAACUUAUAAUAAUAAUAAUGAUAAUUGGCCGUCAAGAAUGAUAAUGCGUCAAUCCUCCCCCCUUCGAAGAACUUCGUCCCCGAAGUUCAAGCGUUAUCUCAACCAGGAUCGACGAAAAAGUUGUUGACGAUAGCGAAUAAAACGGAUGUUCGUUGAUGCCGCCCUCGUUUACGGAACUUCCAAUUACGCUCGGGUACCCGAACCAACCCUUUAUCACUGGACUCUCCAAACGCCGUUGAGCCCUUCUUAGCGCACCACUCGAACUUUCCUUUGCUUGAGGUGACCGUCCUCCCACACAGUGGCCAAAUAUUGCCCGACUCCCCACUUCCUUUCUUCAAAAACAACUUCCCAUGCAUGGAAUAAAGUUCUCCAUACAUGCCUCCAUCCAUGCUAAGUACGUAAGUAUAAGAAAUGGGCGUACCAAUGCAAAAUUGGCUCUCAUGCCAUUUCCCCCAUAUACGACCCAAUCCAUCCCAAAUAGCAACGCACUUUAGCUCCCUCCUUUCAGAAGCAGCUCGAGCUAGGAGUUUGUCCAAAACCCCCGAUCCCUCUCGGCUCCCUUCCUCUAUCAAUCGCCUGAGUUUCCUAGCUCCCGCCGUCUCAUGAACUUGAACCGCGCCGGCUCCGAAACUCUCAGCAGCACCACUACUAUUUUCCUCCGUCCCCGUUGGCCCACUCGACCGAAGCCCUUCCACCCCGCGACCCACGCUCGAGCCCACUCCAUAUAUGAGCCCAUGCGUGAGUCCUCCUAUACGUACCCCGAGUCCGUUUCGAUGUGCGGCAUGUCUGGCCUGUUGAUCGCGGCCCAACCCUCCAUUGAAUCGGAACCCGAACUCAGGACGCAAGGGAGCUGAUUCCCCCAUGUUGAACACUAGCGGCAGCAAACGAUUAUGGCGAAUCUACAAUUAGCUUCUUCAUUGGUGGCGCCUCGGUAGGCGAUCCGUCCACCUUGUCGUUGUGGAGCAUGGUUGCACGCAGGACCUCUUCCCGACAUUGGUGGCUGAACGUCGACGAUGUCUUCCUUGGGAGCCGGUAAGAGCUCGGUUCUGUCAAACCAGGCUCUGAUACCAAUUGAUGGACGAUAACUUAAUAAUAACAAUAAUGAUAAUUGGCAGUCAAGAGUGAUAAUGCGUCAGGUACAACUUCAAAUUGUACAUUUACGUUAUGGUACAACUACAAGGAUACGAUAACUUAAUCCUAAAGAAACUACCUUAAAUACUUUAAUAAUUAAUACAAUUCCUAAACAAUAACUAAAACCGACUCAUAAACUAAUAAUAACAAUAAUGAUAAUUGGCCGUCAAGAGUGAUAAUGCGUCAGGUACAACUUAAAAUUGUACAUUUACGUUAUGAUACAACUUCAAAUUGUACAUAUACUUUUUGUACAAAUUCUUUUAUGGUACAACUUGAACUUGUACCUUUAUGUGAUGGUACAACUUCAAGUUGUAAAGUUAUACCAUAACAUAAUGAUACAAAUUGCUUUAUGCUACAACCUAAACUUAUAAAUUUAAUGUUAUGGUACAACUUUAAGGUGUACAUUAAAGCACCAAUACUAUAUAGCAUAGUAGAAGUGCUCGUAACUAAAUAAGGGUUAAAAUAAAUAGAAAAUAUUGAACAUGGUGAGCAAGUAAUCAAAAAAAGUAAGCGAUUCUUCUCCUGGUCUCCGGACAAGCUUCUCGUUCUUCUCCGUUCAAAUGCACUAGUUUUUUUGCCCGCACUUCGUUGCGUUAAGAAACUAAUAAUUUAGGUGAAAUUAAAGAAUUUACAAAAUUAUAUGAGUAAAGUAAUUCCACAAUUUUACAUAGUGUCUUAUUAUUGUGAAUAUUCGGUGUUUAAUCACUAUGGAAGACCUACAUAAUAUAUUUGUUUAAUUGAUACAUAAAAAUCAUUAUUUUUCCAUAAAAUUAUGUAAAGUAUUAAUCAUUAUAGAAGACUCGUGUAAUAAUUUUUUUUACUGAUACAUAACAAAUCAUAUCCCUCUGUGAAUUUUACGUAAUGGAUUGGUAAUUUACAUAACUGUUAUAGAAUGUUGUUACAUAAAUCUUUCAUAACGUGUGGUCUAAUAAUAAAAUCUAAGUUAUAGAACGUAACAUUUGAUUAAAUUGUUAUGUCAAAGUUAACUAACCUUGUGCAACCUUUGCAAACUUGAUUACUUUGUGAAUAUUUAUAUUUUAGUAAAUAAUGAUUAACUUUUAGGUAAUAAUGAAGGAAUUACGUGACAAAAAUAUCGCAUUUGAUUAUAUUGAUGUGUAAAAUAGCUUAACUUACAAAUCCUUUGUGUAGUGCAAAUUGAUGAGAUGAUCAAUGGUUUAGUUAAUAAAUAAAAAAAAAUUCUCUUUCAAACUUAUAUUCCGGGUACAUAAUAUGUUUGUUUAAUGGAUACAUUUAAAAAUUAUUAUCUUUCCAUAAGUUUUACAUAGUAUUUUAAUUAUUACGAAAGACUUAUAUAAUAUCUUUGCUUAGUUGAUACAUAAUAAAUCACUAUUCCUCUAUGAAUUUUACUAAUAUAUUUGUAAUUUAUGUAACUGUUAUAGAAUGUUGUUAUAUAAAUCUUUCAUAAAGUGUGGUCUAAGAACAAUACCCCUUGGCAAAAAAUUUUAUACAAAACCUUUAUAUAAGGCAAAUAAAAAUGAGCUUAUGAUGAGAAACUAAUUAUAUAUAAAAUGUGAACUAUUCAUUUAUGUUUUAGUUAAAAUAAAAUAAUUCGAAAAUUGUAAAAUACUUCUAUAAGUUUACCUAGAAUUAUUUAACUAAAUCAUGAAAUGAAUAGUAUGUAAAAGUUAAUGGAUCUUAUAUAUAUAGAACCUUUUUGUAAUACAAAUUGAUGAGAUGCUUAAUAUUUUAGCUCUUGUUAACGAAAUUGAAUUAUAAAAAAUGUCACAUUUGAUUAAACUGUUACCUAAGAAAUAAUCGACCUUACAAAACUUUUGCGUAAUGUAUUAGAACACACAUUGACUUUUGUGUAAUGAUUAUGAUAAAAAUUUAUUUUUUAUGUAUCAAUUAAACAAACACAUUAUGUAAGUCUCCCUUAAUAUGAGUUUGAACAAAAUUAUUUUAUUAUUAGCUAAAUUUUCGAUCAUCUCAUCAAUUUGUAUUGCAUCUCAUAAAUAAUUUUUUAUCAUAAAUAUAUUAAAAAGUGUUUUGUGGCUCUCUUCCGAUGAAAAUGGGUUAGGAACUACUUUUUCGUAUUGAACAGUGUUUUAAGGUUUGGUUUACUUGCGCUAUUAAUUAAAUAAUAAUUUUCCAUGUGUAUGUUAAAAAUAGUGCAGUCAACCACUAUCGUUCCGGAAAUUGUUAAGUCUCGUCACACCACAAAAUAACCUUGACUAAUUCAUUUGAAUAUACCAGCCUAAAAAUAAGAAUAAAAAAUAGAAAACACAGGACAAAUUGAACUGAAAUAAAAAAACCCAGAAAUCGAUCAUAUCAUUUUUGAAGAAAAUUGUAUGAAAACAUGAAAGAAGGUGAUAUUUCACAAAGCAAAGCCGAAGACAUUCUAACCGACAAACCAAUCAACCCCUUUCAACACCUCAACAUAAUCCUUAAUCCUGAUGGGUCAGUCUGUCGCCUUCUAACCAGCAUUCCCGUCGUUCCCAACUCCGACCCCUCCUCCGGCGACCCUGUCCUUUCCAAAGACUCCAUCAUCAACCCCACCACCAACACCUUCGUCCGCGUAUACCUUCCCCUCAAAUCCACCACUGCAGAGCCUCCACGACGACUCCCGAUUGUGUUCUAUUUCUACGGUUGCUCUUGGGUGCAGUUUUCUGCGGACAAUCCUCCCCUCCACUUGGAGCGCCAACGGACAGCAAUCGCGAUAUCAUCCAUCAUAAUCCUCGUCAAUUACCGCCUUUCACCGGAGGUUCGCCUCCCUGGACAGUAUGACGAUGCAAUGGACGCCCUCCUCUGGGUGAAGAAACAGGCAGAAGAUGACCAAAAUGGCGACCCCUGGCUCCGCGAGCAUGGUGACUUCUCCCGAUGCUUUCUCAGCGGGUCCGGGAACGGCGGGAACAUUGCUUUCCACUGCGCGGUUGGCACCGUGGACGUGGACCUGGGUCCCCUCCGGAUUGCAGGGGUGAUCAUGAACCAGCCGUUGUUUGGAGGGCAGAUGAGGACGAGGUCAGAACUUCAGUUCGCCCGCGACCCAAUUGUGCCACUCCCGGUGUUGGAUCUCGUUUGGAAGUUGGCGCUACCGGAGGGCGUGGACCGCGACCACUAUUACUGCAACCCAAUGUCUGCUGGGCCCCACCUCGCCAAGAUUCCGUUCCUCCCUCGCUGCCUUGUCAACGGCUUUGGGAUGGACCCCACCGUGGAUAGACAGAGGGACUUCGUUCAAAUGUUAAUUUCGAUGGGGGUCAAUGUUGAAGCUCACUUUGAGGAUGUUGGAUUCCAUAGGAUUGAAAUUGUGGACCCCAGGCGCCAUGAUGCCCUCAUCACUCUGUAUAAAGAGUUCAUCUCUGUUCCCAAUUUGGGAUACAAUAUUGAAAACUAACUAACUAUUCACAUCUAAAAUCAUUUUCAACCUAUAACUGAUUGGUUCGUAUAAUUUCAUUUAUCAAAUCAUCUCAAUCAUUUUCAUACCUUCAUUUACAUAAGUAGAGUGUUAUCAGGAAAAAAUCCCAAGUUACACAUGUUUUUAAAAAAAAUUCUCAAAAUACACAUGUUAUGAAAAU
This is a messenger RNA of Linum trigynum, 5622 nucleotides long. The record is from the annotation of a GenBank genome assembly. NCBI's taxonomy places the organism in Eukaryota, Viridiplantae, Streptophyta, Magnoliopsida, Malpighiales, Linaceae.